Molecule: messenger RNA, 222 nt
Organism: Dictyostelium purpureum
Lineage: Eukaryota; Evosea; Eumycetozoa; Dictyosteliales; Dictyosteliaceae
Exons: 4
Coding region: 1-222 (73 amino acids)
Biological process (GO): protein modification process; mRNA splicing, via spliceosome
Cellular component (GO): cytoplasm; nucleus
Molecular function (GO): protein tag activity; protein binding
Source: RefSeq, a predicted model, not a curated record
AUGAUUGAAGUUACAUGUAACGAUCGUUUAGGUAGUAAAGUCAGAGUUAAGGUCAACGGUGAUGAUACCAUUGGUGAUUUAAAAAAAGUUUUAUCAGCUCAAAUUGGUAUCAAGGCUGAGAAAAUUAGAUUACAAAAAUCAAAUAUUAUUUAUAAAGAUCAUAUUACUCUUGAUGAUUAUGAAAUUCAUGACGGGGAUGGUCUCGAAUUAUAUUACAACUAA